AUGAGUAACAUUGAGGAGAGGAGAGCAGGAGAACCAGAGGAUGAAUGUGCAAAGUCGAGUGUAGAGGCAGAGAGGCAAGGAGGAGUAGGCUUUUUCUGGGAAAGGCUAGUGAAGUGGGGGAAAUGCCAGUGGUCUGAGUUACAUGGAUUAAGCCCUCCAUGCGCACUUCAUUUGCUUCGUGGACUACAAUUUCCUAAGAAGAUUACAAUUUAUAUCCCACACAAAAUGAAAUACGAAUGGGCCAGUUCAGCCUUUGGGAAGAAGAGGAGGAAGAAGCAGAUCUAUUUUAGUUUCAUGGGGAAAAUCCUAAAGCAAACCCACCCAGACUUCAGCAGGUGUUUCUGGGUCUUGGAUGCACUGGGCUUUCUGAAGGAUCAGCAACUGGAAUGGGUUAGCCUGGAGGCAGUGAGACUGUCCUUCUAUAACCACUGAAAAGCCAUUACCAGCAGGGAGAUCCUUGAAGCAGUCAAGCAGAGAUCCUCUCGGAAGAGCUUUUGA
Messenger RNA from Orcinus orca (killer whale), 498 nucleotides. Its product is annotated as late histone H2B.L1-like. Gene Ontology annotation, molecular function: protein heterodimerization activity. The record is from RefSeq and is a predicted model, not a curated record. NCBI's taxonomy places the organism in Eukaryota, Metazoa, Chordata, Mammalia, Artiodactyla, Delphinidae. The transcript has 2 exons.